AUGAGUGCUCAAGCUGCCCCAAAAUGGUAUCCAUCUGAAGACGUUGCCGCCCCAAAGAAGACCAGAAAGGCCUCCCGUCCACAAAAAUUAAGAGCUUCGUUAGUUCCAGGUACAGUUUUAAUUUUACUAGCUGGCCGUUUCAGAGGCAAGAGAGUUGUUUACUUGAAGCACAUGGAAGACAACACCUUAUUAGUUUCCGGUCCCUUCAAGGUCAACGGUGUUCCAUUAAGAAGAGUCAAUGCCCGCUUCGUGAUUGCCACCUCCACCAAGGUCUCUGUCGAAGGUGUCAACGUUGAGAAGUUCAAUGCCGAGUACUUCGCCAAGGAGAAACUGACCAAGAAGCAAAAGCAAGAAGCUAACAUGUUCCCAGAAAAGCAGGUCAAGGAAUUGAAGGCCGAACGUGUCGAGGACCAAAAGAACGUCGACAAGACUUUACUAGCCGAGAUCAAGAAGACCCCAAUGUUGAAGCAGUACCUGGCUGCUUCUUUCUCUUUAAAGAACGGCGACAAACCGCACUUAUUGAAAUUUUAG
Molecule: messenger RNA, 531 nt
Organism: Tetrapisispora phaffii CBS 4417
Lineage: Eukaryota; Fungi; Ascomycota; Saccharomycetes; Saccharomycetales; Saccharomycetaceae
Product: 60S ribosomal protein eL6
Exons: 1
Coding region: 1-531 (176 amino acids)
Biological process (GO): cytoplasmic translation; ribosomal large subunit assembly
Cellular component (GO): cytosolic large ribosomal subunit; ribosome
Molecular function (GO): structural constituent of ribosome; RNA binding
Source: RefSeq, a predicted model, not a curated record